Penicillium malachiteum is the source of this 1380-nucleotide messenger RNA. Its product is annotated as dolichyl-diphosphooligosaccharide-protein glycotransferase. The transcript is spliced from 4 exons. Lineage: Eukaryota; Fungi; Ascomycota; Eurotiomycetes; Eurotiales; Aspergillaceae. The record is from RefSeq and is a predicted model, not a curated record. Bases 1 to 1380 code for a protein of 459 amino acids. Gene Ontology annotation, cellular component: oligosaccharyltransferase complex; endoplasmic reticulum membrane.
AUGCGGUGGUGCCUUGCGUUACUUAUCUGUGCCCUUGUGGCUGCAGUAAACGCUCUUAGUAGCUCUGGAAGCCGCCUGCUGGUGGUGUUGGAUGAUACCACCGAGAAGAGCAGUUUCUCGACAUUGUGGUCGGAUCUUGAAGAACGAGGAUAUGACCUGUCUUUCGAGUCUCCCAAGAGUGAUCAGCUAUCCCUCUUCGCUCAUGGCGAGAGAGCUUAUGACCACCUUCUGAUCCUCCCUCCCAAGUCAAAGGGCCUCGGACCUGCACUGAGCCCCAAGAACAUUCUGGAUUUCCUGAACAAGGACGGCAACAUUGUCCUUGCUCUUUCUGGCAAAUCUUCCACCUCCAGCGCUAUUAGCUCCCUCCUCUUGGAAGUCGAUAUUCACCUCUCCAAUGAUCGCUCCGCCGUUGUCAUUGACCACUUCAACUACGAUACCCUGUCGGCCGCCGAGAAGCACGAUGUCCUCCUCCUCCAGCGCCCUGGUGCUCUACGUCCCGAUGUUAAGGCCUUCUUUGAUGGUGAGGGUGUGCUUGCACUCCCUCGUGUUGCUCCUCAGACCCUGGGUAGCGACAGCCAGCUUCUUGCGCCGAUUCUGAAAGCUCCUAGCACUGCUUACGCGUACAACCCUAAGGAGGAGAUGUCUUCGCCCGACGACAUUGAGUCGACCGGCUCCCAAUUGAAUGUGGUUUCGGCUGUUCAAGCCCGUAACUCCGCUCGCUUCACUAUUCUGGGUUCCGUCGAGGCUCUUGAGGACAAGUGGUUCUCCGCCUCUGUCAAGGCUCCUAAUGGCAAGAAGGUCCCCACUGUGAACCGUGAGUUUGCCAAGCAAUUGACUGCUUGGACCUUCAAGGAGACUGGUGUUCUGAAGGUUGGAAAGAUUGAGCACCACCUGGCUACUGAUGGUGAGGUGGCUGCGGAGGAUCUGAACCCCAAGAUCUACCGUAUCAAGAAUGAGACCGUUUUCAACAUUGAGGUCUCUGAGUACGUUUAUGACAAGUGGGUUCCCUUCGAGGUCCCCGGUGAUGAUGAGCUCCAACUGGAAUUCACCAUGCUCUCGCCUUUCCACCGCCUGGCUCUCCAGCCCACCAGCCGUACCGAGACUAGCGCUGUGUACAGCACCCAGUUUAUCACUCCAGACCAGCAUGGCAUCUUCUCUUUCCGUGUGAACUACAAGCGUCCGUUCUUCACUAACAUUGAGGAGAAGCAUGAGGUGACCGUGCGUCACUUUGCGCACGACGAAUACCCACGCAGCUGGGCCAUCAGCGGCGGCUGGGUGUGGAUUGCUGGCCUUUGGUCAGUCAUUGGCGGUUUCCUAGCCUUCGUCAUUGUCUGGCUUUACUCAGCUCCUACAGCCAACAAGGUCAAGAAGACCCAGUAA